AUGUCGAAUCAAUUUCCAUCCCUCAAGCGGGCCCAGACGGACCUUCCCUCACAGUCCACCAGUCCGUUACGAAACGGGUCGACAGCGUCCACCAACUCGUCUGCAUAUUCUGUCGCAUCAAGCUCGUUUAUUCCUAGCCGGACUAGCACUGUCUCCUCUAAUGGGUCGGUAUCAAACAAAUUGGGUCACUUUCGAGGGAAGAGUGAGGCAGGCAGUAUGAGCUCAGCAACGACUGUUACGGACGCAAUGGAACGAGGAAGUUGGUCCAAUGCAGGUACGACGUACGACAAUAUUCGCCGAUCUCUACGACCACUACAACAAGUCCCUAAUACUCCAUCCUCAACUGCAAAUACUGGCGGGUACCGACAUUCACGAAGCCACACAAUUGAUGAAUCACUCCCGCGGAAGGACUAUCGACCAAGUACCCCAGAAUCGCGUCAUCUUAAUCUCAAAGAGAAUCAGGCUCCGCGUCACCAAACACACAGUCACGAAUCUCAGAGCCCUCCAGCGCAUAUCUCUCCUCGUCACUGGUCUACUGUGCCCGAAACCUCGCAUCCUUCGUCUCCCCAAAAGACAGUCUCUCAUCCCCCACAGCUGACUGCUGCACUGUCCGCACCCGAGCUUGAAACCCUGCAGAAAUCAUCCACCGGCCAUCUCAGAACUCUCUCGAGGUUUGCAAAGUCCGGUGAAAACGAAUUUAGCGCAGCUGCAGCCUCCGUAGUAGGCUUGCAAGGCCGACGACGCCUCAAGCGAGCGGACUCGGUAGUAGGGAGAAAUGGCGCAGUAUCUCCCGAAAAGCCGAAGGCGUCCUCGUGGGCGGCCGGGAAUUGGAUGGACCAACAGCGACAAUUCAUCCAAGCAUACGAGUAUUUGUGCCAUAUCGGAGAAGCCAAACAGUGGAUCGAAGAUGUCAUUCAAAAGCAAAUCCCGCCAAUCGUCCAGCUGGAGGAAGGGCUGCGAGACGGCGUCACUUUGGCGGAGGUGGUACAAGCAAUGUAUGCCGGCAAAGCACUUCGCAUUUUCCGACACCCCAAGUUACAAUAUCGCCAUUCAGACAACAUAGCCUUGUUUUUCCGGUUCCUCGAUGAGGUUCAAUUGCCAGAGUUAUUUCGAUUUGAACUCAUCGACUUGUACGAAAAGAAAAACAUUCCCAAGGUCAUACACUGCAUCCACGCGUUGUCAUGGUUGCUCUUCAAAAAUGGCAUGCUGGACUUCCGAAUGGGUAACUUGGUUGGUCAGCUUGAGUUUGAACACCACGAACUCGAGAAAACCCAAAAAGGACUGGACAAGGCUGGCGUGAGCAUGCCCAGCUUUGCAGGUAUGGCUGAGAACUUUGGCGCGGAGCCUGAACCGGAACCCGUUGAAUCAGAGGAGGAUCGUAUUGAUCGAGAGAUACACGAAAAUGAAGCCUCGAUCUGCGAUUUCCAGGCUCAGGUUAGAGGAGCUAUGAUACGUUUACAGCUCGGCAACACGAUGAACGAUCUGUGGGACUUUGAGCCCCUUCUCAUUGAGCUACAGUCACGUCUGCGUGGAGAUUGGGCACGCCAAAUUAGUGAAUACCGGCUCAGCAUGCUCCAGUUUGCAGUGGGGCUGCAGGCUAUUAGCCGAGGCUUCAUUGUACGUCGCAGUCAGCAAGGCGACGAGCAAUGGCGAAAAGCCCAGGAAACAGAUGUUCUGCACUUCCAGAGCUUGAUUCGGGGAUCUAGGGCUCGCGCCCAGACUAGUCACCUACAAACUCGCGCACGACAAGAAGAGUUUGGCAUCAAGCAGAUACAGGCCGCGAUAAGAGGUACAUUGCAACGCAUGAAUCUUGGGGACCAAUACGAACAGUCUCGAUAUGCUGAAAAUGAUGUGAAAGCACUUCAAGCUUUGAUCCGCGGUACCUUACAACGAAAGGAGAUCAAUGCUCGUUCCCAAGAGCUAAAACAAGCUGGCAGUUCCGUCAAGUCAGUUCAAGCAGCUAUCCGUGGUGCCUUACAACGAAGAGAAAUAAAUGCCUUGUCCGAAGAGGCGAAGCAAGUUGGAAAGUCCAUCAAGCCGCUUCAAGCUGCUAUCCGUGGUACGUUGCAACGACGGCAGAUGAAUACCCUGUCCAAAGAGACGAAGCAGGUUGGCGGCUCGAUCGAGUCGCUUCAAGCUGCCAUUCGUGGCACGUUGCAACGACAACAGAUGAAUGCCUUGUCCCAAGAGGUGAAGCAAGUCGGCAGUUCUAUCAAGUCGCUUCAAGCUGCCAUCCGUGGUACAUUGCAACGAAGACAGAUGAACGCUCACUCCCAUGAGGUAAAACUGACAGAAGCACCCGUCAAAUCGCUUCAGGCUGUCAUUCGAGGAUCGAUCACCCGCAACAACUUGUCUCAGAUGAAGGUUCUGCUCAACAACGAAACGCCCCAAAUUGUCUGCAUUCAAUCAACUCUCAGGGCUCUGAUUGCCAGACAAGCACAAACUCUGCUGCUUCAGGCACUAGAGGAAACCGAAAAUGAGUGUACUGCACUGCAAGCUAUCGUGCGGGCCGCUGUCGUGAGGAAAAACACCUCAGCUAUUCGCAACGAGCUUGCGGAACAUCUAUUGCCAGUGGUCGACCUGCAAGCUAUUCUCAGGGGACAAGCUCUGAGAGAAUUAUUGGAUACCCAGAGGACCGAAUUGCUCGAAGAAGAACCUUCUAUCUUGGAACUACAGUCCCGAUGCCGUGGCGUCAUUCACAGACAGUAUCUACUCGCACAGCGGCAUGAACUGGGCCAGGAGGAACAUGCUAUUGUUGAACUUCAAGCCCUUGCGCGUGCUGCUGUCUCACGAAUGGAGGUUGGUGACAUAUUGUCUCACCUUGAGGACAACGAGGAAGAAGUUGUUCAACUCCAAUCUUUAACUCGGGCAAUGCUUGCGCGGGUUGAAGUUGGGGAGAUCUUGACCGAUCUUGAGGCAGAGGAGGACUUCGUCACGGACUUCCAAGCACGGAUCAGAGGUCACAUUAUCUGCAACCGCUUUGAGGAAAGACGUCAACAUUACAAUGAAAACAUGGAGAAGGUCAUCAAGGCCCAAAGUGUUAUCCGAGCCCGCAUUCAAGGGCAGGCUUAUAAAAGCCUGACAAGCGGAAAGAAUCCACCUGUUGGAACGGUCAAGGGCUUCGUGCAUCUUCUCAACGACAGCGAUUUCGACUUUGACGAAGAGAUAGAGUUCGAGCGCCUGCGAAAGGUGGUUGUUCAACAAGUGCGACAGAACGAGCUUGCUGAACAAUACAUCAGUCAACUCGAUAUCAAGAUUGCCCUCCUUGUCAAGAAUAAGAUCACUCUGGAUGAAGUCGUCAAGCACCAAAAGCACUUCGGUGGCCACAUUGGCAACUUGCUAUCCAACACCGAAAUUUCUUCCAAGGACCCCUACGAUCUCAAGGCCCUUAACAAGACCUCAAGGAGGAAGUUGGACCAGUAUCAGGUGUUUUUCUUCCUUCUCCAAACCCAAUCGCAGUACCUGGCUCGCUUGUUCCGGCGAUUGCGUGAGGUCAACACCUCGGACAAGGAAUAUGAGCGGAUCCGGCAUUUGAUGAUGGGUCUCUUUGGAUACUCCCAGAAACGGCGUGAGGAAUAUUAUCUCAUUAAACUCUUGGCACGAUCCGCCAAGGAGGACAUUGAAAGCUUCACAUCUCUUGCUGAAUAUUUGCGCUGCACCUCUUUCUGGAACAAGCUUUUCGCUUCAUAUGCCAAGUCAUCCCGCGAUCGGAAGUUCAUGCGCGACGUCUUGGGGGGUGUCGUGAAGGAGUCUGUUAUCGACAACCCAGACCUUGAUUUGGAGAGUGAUCCAAUUCAAAUCUACCGUUCCGCAAUCAACAACGAGGAGCUGCAAACCGGCCAACGAAGCCGCCGACACCCGGAUCUUCCCAGAGAAGAAGCGAUUAGAGACCCCGAAACCAGAGAAACGUUCAUUCAACAUUUGCAAGAUCUUCGUGACAUUGUCGAUCAAUUAUUCUCAGGCUUUGAAGACUUCCUAUACCGUAUGCCAUUCGGUAUCAGAUAUCUUGCACAGCAGAUGUAUCAGAAUCUACUAGAGAGAUUCUCUGCCGAGGAUCCAGGCUUAAUUCUCCAGGCGGUUGGCCACUGGGUAUGGAAAAGCUACUUCCAGCCUGCUGUGCUGGAGCCAGAGAAGUACGGUGUGAUCGAUCGGGGCCUCACCCAAGAACAAAAGCGAAAUCUUGGCGAAAUCUCUAAGGUCGUUGCUCAGAUUGCAUCCGGCAGACUAUUUGGGGCAGAUAAUGUUUAUCUUCAGCCGCUCAACAAGUACAUCGGAGAGUCAAUCCAGCGCCUAGGGAAUAUCUGGGGUCAGAUGAUCUCAGUCCAGGAUGCAGAGUCUUAUUUCGACAUUGAUGAAUUCAACGACCUCUAUGCUAAGGCCAAACCCACCCUGUACAUUAAGAUGUCUGACAUCUUCUCGAUUCACCAGCUUGUGGCCUCUGAGAUUAACUAUAUGUGCCCCCACCCUGAUGACUUCCUCAAGGAAGUUGUGCGAGAACUUGGCAAUGUCAAGAGUAACGAGAACGAAUUGAUGGGCGUCAGCUCUACCGAGAUCAAUCUCACAUUAAAUCCCAAGUUGGCCCAGCUUGAAGACCCCGAAGCCGAUGUGAAGACGCUCUUUAUGGAGACUAAGCGUUGCAUCCUUUACAUCAUCCGAGUCCAAACAGGUUCCAACCUUAUGGAUGUUAUGCUCAAGCCGCCGACAGCCGAAGACGAUGAGCGAUGGCACACUUUGGUUCGGGAAGAACUGAGCACGAACAACCCUCGCCGAGGCGCUUACUCGGAAGCCAACAGCUUAAUUGACAUUGGUACCAUGAGCUAUUCCGAGCUCAAGGGCAUUGCACUCGAAAAUAUUCUUCGUCUUGAACAGACUGGCAAGAUCAAUCGUCACAAUCAUUAUCAGGAUUUGUUGAAUGCAAUUGCCACUGAUAUCCGCACCAAGCACCGUCGGAGAAUUCAACGAGAGCGUGAACUCGAGGGUGCUCGGCUGACCUCCCAGAGGCUCAGCGGCCAAGCCGUCUACCUGGACCAGCAACUCAAGACAUACAACGACUACAUUGAGCAAGCCAUGAUCACGUUACAGAACAAGAAGGGAAAGAAGCGAUUCCUGAUGCCGUUCACCAAACAAUGGGAUCAUCAACGAGAGCUGCAAAAAUCCGGCAAGAUAUUCAAAUUUGGAUCCUACAAAUACUCUGCGCGCACCCUGGCGGACCGAGGUGUUCUGGUCGCCUGGAAGGGCUACGCCGAGCGGCAGUGGGAUCGGGUCGACUUGACCAUUUCAAGUAACGAAGUUGGUGUGUUCACCAUUGACGGGAGCAGCGGUGUCAUGAUGAUUCCUGGCGCCAACGCACAGGUACCGCUGGACGACUUGCUGCAGGCUCAGUUCAACAACACGCAAUUCAUGGACUUUUUUGAGGGACAGAUGCGAGUCAAUGUCAACCUUUUCUUGCAUUUGAUCAUGAAGAAGUUCUAUAACGAGUGA
Messenger RNA from Penicillium roqueforti, 5481 nucleotides. Its product is annotated as putative Ras GTPase activating protein. Gene Ontology annotation, molecular function: protein binding; GTPase activator activity. Lineage: Eukaryota; Fungi; Ascomycota; Eurotiomycetes; Eurotiales; Aspergillaceae. The coding region runs from base 1 to 5481 and encodes 1826 amino acids. Gene Ontology annotation, biological process: regulation of GTPase activity; regulation of actin cytoskeleton organization. The transcript has 2 exons. The record is from RefSeq and is a predicted model, not a curated record. Gene Ontology annotation, cellular component: cytoplasm.